This is a messenger RNA of Oncorhynchus nerka (sockeye salmon), 924 nucleotides long. RefSeq names its product homeobox protein Hox-C13a-like. The transcript is spliced from 2 exons. Gene Ontology annotation, molecular function: RNA polymerase II cis-regulatory region sequence-specific DNA binding; DNA-binding transcription factor activity, RNA polymerase II-specific. NCBI's taxonomy places the organism in Eukaryota, Metazoa, Chordata, Actinopteri, Salmoniformes, Salmonidae. Gene Ontology annotation, biological process: regulation of transcription by RNA polymerase II. The coding region runs from base 1 to 924 and encodes 307 amino acids. The record is from RefSeq and is a predicted model, not a curated record.
AUGACAACUUCACUGGUUCUGCAUCCACGCUGGGCGGACACCUUGAUGUACGUUUAUGAAAAAAGCCCGAAUGAAAAUAAUCCGAAUAAAAACCAAACAAUGGAGGGAUUGAGCGGGAAUUACCCGGCGACCCAUUGCAGGGACCUAAUGUCGCACCCUGGGUUGGGGCGACAUUCGGGCACUAUAGCGACCCAUCAGGGCUCUAUGUACUCGGAUAUAUCUUCCCCAGACACCGGCCGACAGUGUCCUGCUCCCCAAACCUCCUCCAGUCCAUCUCUGAGCUACGGUUAUCCGUUUGGAAACCCUUAUUACGGUUGUAGGUUAUCUCACUCGCACAACGUGAACUUGCAGCAGAAGCCCUGCUCGUACCACCCUGCAGAGAAAUAUGGCGACCCCACCAGCACCGCUUUGCCCACCGAAGAGCUGUCUAGCAGGGCGAAAGAGUUCGCCUUCUACCCCAGUUUUGCUAGCUCAUACCAAGCGGUUCCUGGAUAUCUAGAUAUGUCAGUGGUUCCCGGGAUCAGCCACCCCGAACCCAGGCACGACGCGUUGAUUCCUAUGGAUGGCUACCAGCACUGGGCUCUGUCGAAUGGCUGGGAUGGGCAGGUGUACUGUUCCAAGGAGCAAACACAGUCCACUCAUCUUUGGAAAUCUUCAUUUCCAGACGUAGUCCCUUUGCAGCCUGAGGUCAGUAACUACCGUCGUGGACGUAAGAAGCGGGUUCCCUACACCAAGCUCCAACUGAAGGAGCUGGAGAAAGAGUACGCUGGCAGCAAGUUCAUCACCAAAGACAAGAGAAGACGCAUCUCUGCCGGGACCAACCUCUCAGAGCGCCAAGUCACAAUUUGGUUCCAGAACCGACGGGUGAAAGAGAAGAAAUUUGUCAGUAAAUCCAAGACUAGUAAUCAUAUGCAUACUACUUGA